Morone saxatilis (striped sea-bass) is the source of this 3076-nucleotide messenger RNA. RefSeq names its product potassium inwardly rectifying channel subfamily J member 19b (gene kcnj19b). The transcript has 3 exons. Gene Ontology annotation, cellular component: plasma membrane. Gene Ontology annotation, molecular function: G-protein activated inward rectifier potassium channel activity. The record is from RefSeq and is a predicted model, not a curated record. Lineage: Eukaryota; Metazoa; Chordata; Actinopteri; Moronidae. Bases 486 to 2045 code for a protein of 519 amino acids. Gene Ontology annotation, biological process: regulation of monoatomic ion transmembrane transport; potassium ion import across plasma membrane.
CCACCCGUGCUGCAGUUCGUCUACACUCUUUAAUUUGAAGUCACUCCUACCAAAGCGUGUUCCCUCAGGUAGAAGUGCGCACUGUAGCCCGUUAUUCACAUUCACAGCUUUAUUGAAUAACAACACCUCAGUGGAUCUACCAAGGACAUUGCCUUCGAGCUACUUCAGUACAGCGUUUGUUUUAAAUCUAAUUUUGAAUGUGGUUUUUUUUUUUCCUUUUCUUUUCUCCCCUCCAUGGAUGAGACCUGAGAAAAAAGUUGGCACUUGGCAGGAGACUGCUUUGCGUAAAGGACCGAGUCUGAAUCAUGUAUUGCGCAGAAUCUCUGCUCACUUACGAUUAAUUUACAUGAGAGAGGCGCAUCUCCAUCUCACAGGAUGCGAGUAGCGCGCUGAAUGGUUUUGGGAAAGGGGGUACCAAACUUGCGUAAAAGAGCCUGAUUCUGCACAAUUACUGAUUGCUUGUCACAAGUAAGUUGAUUGACACGAUGUCAGCCUUACGGAGGAAAUUUGGCGAGGACUACCAGGUGGUCAACACCAACCAGGGCAUUACUUUUUCCGCACCGGUGAAGAGAAAGAGGCAGCGGUUUGUGGAGAAGAACGGCCGCUGCAACGUCCAGCACGGUAACCUUGGCGGGGAGACCAGCCGGUACAUUUCUGAUCUCUUCACUACGCUGGUGGAUCUGAAGUGGCGCUGGAACCUACUGAUCUUUAUCCUCACUUACACAGUGGCGUGGCUGGUUAUGGCUUCUAUGUGGUGGGUGAUCGCCUACAUCCGCGGCGACCUGAGCCACGGCGGCCACAACGACUCCUACACCCCGUGCGUCGCCAACGUGUACAACUUUCCCUCCGCGUUUCUGUUUUUCAUCGAGACCGAGGCGACCAUCGGGUACGGCUACCGCUACAUCACGGAGAAGUGUCCGGAAGGCAUCAUCCUGUUCCUCUUCCAGUCGCUGCUGGGGUCCAUCGUGGACGCCUUUCUCAUCGGCUGCAUGUUCAUCAAGAUGUCGCAGCCGAAGAAACGCGCGGAGACGCUGAUGUUCAGCCAGUACGCGGUCAUUUCGCAGCGGGACGGGAAGUUGUGCCUCAUGUUCCGAGUGGGGAACCUUCGAAACAGCCAUAUGGUGUCCGCGCAGAUCAGGUGCAAACUCAUAAAGUCUCGACAGACCCCAGAAGGCGAGUUCCUGCCCCUGGACCAGUGUGAGCUGGACGUGGGUUUUGGGACGGGGGCGGACCAGCUCUUCUUGGUGUCGCCUCUGACCAUCUGCCACGAGAUCAACACCAAGAGCCCAUUCUUCGAUCUGUCACAGCGCUCACUCAUGAACGAGCAGUUUGAGAUUGUUGUCAUCCUAGAGGGCAUUGUGGAGACCACUGGUAUGACGUGCCAAGCAAGGACAUCUUACACCGAAGAUGAAGUCUUGUGGGGCAAUCGUUUCCUCCCUGUCAUGUCACUGGAGGAGGGGUUCUUCAGAGUUGACUACUCCCAGUUCCACAACACCUUUGAGGUCCCUACACCUCCAUACAGCGUCAAAGAGCAGGAGGAGAAGUCCUCGUUGACAUCGCCAAACCCUCUACCUGUUGCACCCACACCCUCCUCCCCCCUGCUGGGUAAUGGUGGCCGUGGAGCCCGCAGAGAAAGGCUCCUGUCAGCUGACUAUGCAGACCACGUAGAGGACCAAGCCUCCAGGCUGCCCAGAAAACUCCAGCGCAUGAGCUCCACCAAGGAGGAGCUCCUCUGGAGGGGGCUGAAGACAGGGCCAGCCUUGCCUGGGGGGAAGGCCUCCAGCACAGGAGACCUUCCGCUUAGUAUUCAGAGGCUGAGGUCCAGCUCCAUCCCGGUCACGAUGCAAGGACAGCCGGAGGAGCAGGUCCAGCUGUUGUCCUUAGAUGGAGAUGCUGAAGAGGAUGAGCUGGAGAAACAGAGACUGCCAGCAGCCAUUAGGACCAUCACUGCUCCGACCCCACCAUUAGUCCAGAUCCCCUUGGUAGGGAGUCGACCAGAGGACAAUCUCCCCGCCAAACUGCGCAGAAUGAAUGCUGACCGCUGAUUUCUGCAGACUAUCUUUAAGCCUAAAAACAUUUUGAAAACUAAAUCAGGCUUGAUGGGCAUUGCAUAUAAAUAAGGACUACUGUGAUAUAAGUUUUAUUUUUUCCUGCAACUUAGGGGCUCUAUACUAAGUUGUCGAUUGCCACAAAUAGAAGGACAACACCAAUAAGCCAUCCAUCCGCUCAUACUGUGAGUCAUUUUUGAUAGACUACCAUCUGUGCCCCCCCCCCAUUGAUUUCUUACACUCCUGCCCUUGUGCUUGUUUCUUUCACUUCUGUUUGUAGAGUUCGUGCAUCAAAUACUUUAUUAUCUGAAAAACAACUAAACUUUUUUCAAUAAAACAAGCACCAAAGUGACAGUCGUGACUCACCUGAAGUGACUGUUUGCAAAACCCCUCCCCUGAACAGCAACUGAACUGUCCAAUCCUAGGUCAGCAACCGUAACUAGACACAGCCAGUCUGUCAAGCUUUGGAUUUUUUCACACACUUCCAGCGGUCUACAUUGUACUGUUUAUUAGGAUAAAGACCCACUAAAAGUGAUGCAAUGCGAUGCAAAAUUUGCCCCCAUUCAUUUUCCACGGGAUACGAGCGAAGCAUUAUGGGAUUCCAUGCAAAGCAGGACUGACCAGCAAUGUGAAAAAAGAGAUGGUCAAAAGUUGAACAUUUUUAACUUAAUGCAAAUAAGGGGCCGGAUUCCGAAUUCACUUGGUGGCUAUGCAGUAUUUUUCUGUAAAACUGACAAACAAAAAAGCAAUGCAGUGGUGGGACGGGAUGUUUAGUGUUGCUGCUGUGGAGAUCAUACUUUCUGAUCAUACUUUCUGUUCACUCUUUUUCUUAUGUCCCUGGCCUUCAGGAUUGCAUUACAAACAAAAUGCUGCUUGGCACAAAGUCACUUAAACUCUGGGAGUAGCUUGUGAGCAUUGACACACCCACCACAAUGAGUAAGAAGUGGCAGAGACUAAAGCGUCUUGUAGACUCGCCGUUCCCGACCUGUCGCGCGACAAUGUGAAGUCACGGGAGCACCGUAACUAUU